This is a messenger RNA of Ruditapes philippinarum (Manila clam), 1330 nucleotides long. Its product is annotated as D-beta-hydroxybutyrate dehydrogenase, mitochondrial-like. The coding region runs from base 158 to 1261 and encodes 367 amino acids. The transcript is spliced from 6 exons. NCBI's taxonomy places the organism in Eukaryota, Metazoa, Mollusca, Bivalvia, Venerida, Veneridae. The record is from RefSeq and is a predicted model, not a curated record.
AAUCAGUGUAACAUAAAUUCCCAGUUAACUAUGGUGUGUAGAUAGAGUGUUAACCUAGGUCGACCUUUCGUCGUAUUUCAACACGAUCAAGAUAAGUACAGUAGCAAAAACCUUCAGGAGAUAAAACAUUGCAUAAACGUUAAUUUAAUUUUAAAAGAUGAAGAACGGUGUACAUCUAAUAGAUUUCGUUGGAUACGGAUUUUACCAAAUCACGUUUACAGUUGCAGUAUGUUUAUUACCGUAUAUGUUCUUAAAGUACACAUUGUCUGCAAUCCUACUUUACGUGUUAUGGAAAGUGGUCCUUAAAAUAUGGUCGAUGUACUUUGAGCAGACGAUAUCCACUUCCGGUCGUGGUGUCUUUAUAACCGGGUGUGAUACAGGAUUCGGUUUCGCCUUUGCAAAGCAUUUUGAUGAGCUUGGAUUUAUUGUUUUUGCCGGUUGUUUGAACGAGAAAGGAGAAGGUGCACGGAAACUCCGUAAUGAAUGUUCUAAGCGUCUACAUGUCGUUGAAUUAGAUGUGACAAAGGACAAAAGUGUUUCAGCAGCGUUCAAGUAUGUCAUGAAUAAGAUUCCAAAGCAUGGUUUAUGGGGUAUUGUAAACAAUGCUGGUGUAAAUUUUCUUGGGGAGAUUGAGCUUACCACAGUGUCUCAGCUAGAGAAGACAUUUGAUAUUAAUCUAUACGGGCCAAUUAGAGUAAUACGCGAAUUUCUCCAACUUAUUAGGCAAUCAAAAGGACGGGUUGUCAAUAUUACUAGCGUUCAUGGUAGAAUGGUGUUGCCCCGCCAAUCAAACUACGAGACAGCAAAACAUGGAAUUGAAACAUUAUCAGAUUCUCUGAGACUUGAAAUGAUUAAAUUUGGGGUAAACGUCAGCAUUGUAGAGCCAGGCAUGUAUGGAAGGUGCACGUCAGUAUUAAGCACGGAAAUGGUGAAACGUCUGAAUCAAGAAUUAGAAGAGAUGUGGGAAAAUGCAACUCCGGAUGUGAAGAAAUCCUAUACAAAACAAUAUUUGAUGUCUUGGACACCUAAACCAAUGGGAACAUGGCCUCCAAAUGAUGACGUCACUCCUGUUGUCAAAGCAGUAGAGCAUGCCCUGAUAAGCUCUUCUCCGAAAACGAGGUAUCUUGUGGAUGGAGUUGGCUCAAAGUUAUCUCUUAUAGACGAAUAUGCGUUAUUGGCAAGAUUUAACAACAUUCUUCCAACUUGGAUUACGACGAAGUUCGUUGCAGCGUGGCGUGACUGUUAUAGAACUGUCAAAUAAUGUCUGUAUUAAGAAUUAGCUAUUUCUCAAAAAAAAAAAAAAGAAUGUUUGAUAAAUUUCUGUAUUAUA